This is a messenger RNA of Hemibagrus wyckioides, 2999 nucleotides long. It is a transcript of the gene cratb, whose product is annotated as carnitine O-acetyltransferase b. Bases 325 to 2175 code for a protein of 616 amino acids. Gene Ontology annotation, cellular component: peroxisome. The transcript is spliced from 15 exons. The record is from RefSeq and is a predicted model, not a curated record. NCBI's taxonomy places the organism in Eukaryota, Metazoa, Chordata, Actinopteri, Siluriformes, Bagridae. Gene Ontology annotation, biological process: carnitine metabolic process, CoA-linked. Gene Ontology annotation, molecular function: carnitine O-acetyltransferase activity.
CGUGGUCUGCGACUUUUCCUGCUUGUUCCUGGACGUGCAGACGAGCACGGGCUCGGACUUCGCAAAACAAAACAAAACAGGUCCAAAGAAAACAAGAGAGAGAGAGAGAGAGAGAGUUCUGAUCAGCUCCAGUGAUCCAGUGCACUUAUUUUACACAGAUAGCGUACAAGUGAUGGCGUAUAACUUUGCAAAAAAACAACUCGCAUGGAAAUAAUGCGUUUCCCUGAUCCGCCAUUCUGCGGCUUGUGUUUACACUUUAAUGUGAAUUAAUUCACUUCUCUGGUUAUUUACUGGUGUGUGUGUGUGUGUGUCGGUGCUGCAGUCAUGAUUUUAGAGACACUGUCACGAGCAAACUUCGCUUUGCGCUCGAGAGUCCCAGUGAGACGAGUGCAUCAUUCGUCUGAUCUUCCUCCUCCUCAGCCAGUUCCUCCGUUAGCUCAGACUCUGCAGCGCUAUCUGCUGGCCCUGGAGCCACUGUUACCCCCGGACGAGCUGCAGCACACGCGCAAGACGGUGCAGCGAUUCGGCAGUGCGGGGGGGCUCGGAGAGAGACUGCAAAGAGCGCUGGAGAAACGCUCCAAACACACACACAACUGGAUAUCAGAUUGGUGGGUUCAGUGGGCGUAUCUGGAGAGUCGUCAGCCCCUGGCUGUUCACUCCAACCCGGCCAUCUCGCUGCCCCGACGUGACUUCAGCGACUGGAGAGGACAGCUACUGUUUGCAGCGAAGCUCAUCUCUGCAGUGCUGGACUUCAGGAAUAAAGUGGACAGUGGGAGGUUACCUGUAGAAUAUAUGCGAGGCAGGCCGUUGUGUAUGGAGCUGUAUCCUUGUCUCUUCUCGUCCUGUCGUGUUCCCGGACCCAAGCAUGAUAAUAUGAUUCAUUAUGGCCGCCCACGCCGUGGCCCCACCCACAUCACCGUGGUGAGAAACUACCAGUUUUUCCAGCUGGAUGUGUACAACAGUGACGGCACGCCCCUCACUCAGAGUCAGAUUCACUCUCAGCUCUGUCGGAUCCGAGCUCAGUCCUGGAAAACCGAUAAAGAGCCGAUGGGCAUCCUGACCAGUGACCACAGACACACGUGGGGCCAGGCAUACACACGCCUACUGCAGGAUAAGAUCAAUAAGGAGUCGGUGAGGCUGAUAGAGAAAAGUCUGUUCACACUGUGUCUCGACUCGCCCGUCAUGACCAUCUGCGAUGAGAAGUACUCGAGCAGAAUGGCAGCUCAGAUCCUUCAUGGAGGCGGGACUUACUCCAACAGUGGGAACCGCUGGUUCGAUAAGACGUUACAGUUUGUGGUCAGUGAGGAUGGAUCGUGGGGUCUCCUGUAUGAACAGGCCACAGCUGAAGGGCUUCCAAUAGCCACUCUGCUGGACCACGUCCUGCAGUAUUGUAAGAAGCCCGAUACAGUCCGAGCUCCUCUGGUUCCUCUGCCCAUGCCCAAGAAGCUUUACUUCUACAUCGACCGCGCCAUCAAGUGGGACCUGGAGAUGGCCAAGCAGAACCUCAACAUCCUCAUUAAUGAUCUGGACAUCAGCUGCUUUAACUUCCAGCACUUUGGGAAGGAGUUUCCUAAAAAGCUGCAUUUAAGCCCCAACUCCUUCAUCCAGAUGGCCAUCCAGCUCGCCUACUACAGAGUGCACGGGGAAGUGUGUGCUGCCUGUGACAUCGCAUCACUCCGAAUGUUCAAAGGAGGACGCACCGACUACAUCCGCUCCCCGACCAAUCAGACGCUGAGAUUUGUGGAGGCUUUUGAUGACCCCGCCCUCUCUAGGGAGGUGAAAGUGGAGCUGCUGCGUGAAGCUGUGGAAGCUUACAGUCAGCUGACAGACCAGGCGCUGAAAGGUCAGGCUAUAGAUCGCCACCUGCUGGGUCUGAAGCUGCAGGCCAUCGAGGAGGGACUGAGCGUGCCCAGAAUGUUCAUGGACACAGCUUAUGGACUCGCUACACACUGGAAACUCCGCACAGGACAGGUUCCCGCUAACACGGACAGUGUGAUGUGUUUCGGGCCUCUGGUUCCGGAUGGUUACGCCGUGUGUUACAAUCCUCAGCCAGAUCAUCUUCACUUCUCCAUCACCGCCUUCAACUGCUGCGAGGAGACCAACGCAGAGAAACUGGCCGUGACCAUCCAGAGCGCCCUCCACGACCUGCACCAGUUACUGCAGCCGGCAGCAUAGCUCUAAAACACGUCCUCCAUACCAUAGAACAUCCACACUCCAGGAAGGAACACUGGUAGUUAGUAAGAAAUGAUGUAGUUUGGUGUCAGGAUCAGGAUCAGGUAGGGGGCGUGGCCUAGAGUUUGAAUGCAUUAGUAUUUGGAUGAUGAUAAACUAUACAAACUGCUUCUGUCUACAUCAUAUUAAGGUGAUUUGAGGCUAAUGAGUGGUUAGCUACGUUGGCCGUGUAACUAACGAAGCACGCUUCAGACACUAAACAUGCCUUGAGUGAAAUUUAUGGCGUAUUUUAUUUCUUUAAGGCGGUAAACAUGCCUCAUUUGCAUGUUAACUCAUUAUGGCAUAAAUAAUAUUUCCUAAAUGGAGCUUUAAAAGCAAAGCAUAAGCCAAAAGCAGCUUGUUUUUCCUCCUCUCUCUCCAUUGUAAAACAUUUUAAAAUGCUCUGUGUGGCUCGUUUCAAGUCUUUUGCUCAACAAAAAAACGAUGACUUUACUGUCUGAAGGGAAAGGAUAGAUCUAAAGGUUCUGAGCAGCGUCUUUUAUUUACACUGGUGCUGUAAACACACCUUACUCCACUAUUUACUGCUCAGAUUGCACAUUUGACAGUGUCAUGGCGUUUGCAUUAUGGGAUUUCUCUUUUUGUCUGAGAAAUGCAUGUUUGAUUUCACUAUUUUUCAGUAAACGAUAUGCGUAAGGUAUCUGCUUUCGUCCGAAAGUCACAGCUCAUGUUUGGAUUUGUGCUAAAGCAAACAUUUGUAUUUGAUAUCUAAGGGUUCUGUGUAUUACUCAGUUUUUGGGAAAAAAAAUAAAUAAAUAAGAAAUUGUGUA